Molecule: messenger RNA, 642 nt
Organism: Pistacia vera
Lineage: Eukaryota; Viridiplantae; Streptophyta; Magnoliopsida; Sapindales; Anacardiaceae
Product: probable E3 ubiquitin-protein ligase XERICO
Exons: 1
Coding region: 1-642 (213 amino acids)
Biological process (GO): protein ubiquitination
Cellular component (GO): cytoplasm
Molecular function (GO): ubiquitin protein ligase activity
Source: RefSeq, a predicted model, not a curated record
AUGGCCAACUUUCCCUACUCAAUUCAACCCUACAUCGAUACCACCUUAAACAACAACUUUAUCACUUCCAUCUUCCCCACUAACGUUUUCAGAAUCCACUUGGUGUUUUCUCGGACUUCCGAUUCGCAUAACUGGCUGGAGUGUCAAUGCCUUGUUUGGCCUCGUCAAUCUUUGUUAUCCGAUCAUCUAGGUCCAACAAUCGUUUCACGAAUACUCGCUUCCACAGGACUCUCUCCUCAAGAUAUUGAAUCAAUCACAACUCUGUUUAUGAGCCUUGCAAGAGAGAUGGAAACCGACCCUAUCAAUAGGGAUGCUAGAGUUUUAACUAUCCGUGUAUUCGUUUUAGUUGCUACGACGAACUCUGAUGAUCAAAGGAUACGUGAAGACUCGUUCAUGCAAGCUGUUCCGAGGAGUAUUCCCGCCAGUAAAGAAGCUAUUCAGAAGUUGGAAAAAGUGAGGGUUGAAGAUUGUUUAGAGUUGAUGAAGGAGUGCACCGUUUGUUCCGAAGAGUUUCAGUUUGAUCUUGAGAAUUUGCGAUUACCGUGUGGACAUGUUUAUCAUAAAGAUUGCAUCGUCAAGUGGCUGGAGAUUAGUCAUAUGUGUCCUUUGUGCCGGUACCAGUUGCCGUGUUCCAAUAAUUAG